AGAAGCGACACACUGGCAAAUCAAACGGUUACACACGGACACCUCGCCACCCGCCACUCUGCCAUCCUAGUUGACCCCCAGCUGACCUCUGGCUCAGACGUCCAGAACGCUGUCAGGGUAUAAUUUUGGACUGCCACUCUCUUCUGCCAACAUAAGAGCUAGCUUGAGCUUCACAUUACACUCUGCGUGACAUGUGUGGUAUGGGUUUGUGUGUGCUCACGCCUCUGUGUGAGCGCCCAUCAGGAUGUCUUCGUUGGGUUUGCGUCCGCAGUGACUCAUCAAAUUACUUUAAUUAAGUUGCGACAAUUCAAAGGGUUGAAACAUUUUUUAAAUGCAAAGGAGAAGAGGAGAGAAAAAAUUAUAAAAUGUUGAGGGGAGGAGGAGUAGAGGAAAAAUGUAUUUGGAAUAUGUCAAUUGGAGAAUGCAGGCACUUAUCACUUCUGGUUGGAGAUAAGUCUACCACAAGGACAGUCACAGAAGAGGCAGGAAAAGUCUCCCUGAGUCACAGAUAUUUCCCUAAUUCUAUUUCCCGAAUAUUUUUAAAUGUUUAGUAAUCUACUGCUCAUGAUUAUUCAUGAACGUGUCCUGGGUGACCGAGACAAUGUCCUCCUCACACCGUGACUGACGUCUAUGACUCUGUGACUCUGUCUUUGGGAGUUGAUGGAGCAUCACUACACCGCGCAGAGCUCAGUGUUUCCCCUAGCUUUACAUAAACUGAGGCUUACCGCCUACACUUUUGGUUCCAAUUAAUUUUAAAUGAAAAUGUUUGGGUUGACUAACCUGGAUGUUUGCUUUUGUGCAUUAACCCAAUAUACAGUAUAUCUACAUUGCAUCCAAUUAUAUACAGUGAGGUCCAAAAGUAUUUGGACAGUGACAAAUGUUUUGUUCUUUUGGCUCUGUACUAUGAAGUUAAAGUGACUGUCAGCUUUAAUUUGUCAGAUAUACAUCCAUAUUCAGUGAAUUGUUGAGAAUUUACAGUACUUUUUGUACACAGUCCCCCCCUUUUAGGGAACCAAAUGUAUUUGGACAAAUUCACCUAUACUGUAAAACUUCAAUUAAAAGCAGUCUUUCAAAUAGCUGCUUGUCCCUUUUUAAUAGCCGGGCAACGGCACACAUUUGAGCAAAUACAUGGCUGUUUCAAAUAAACUCUGGGCCUAAAUGAAUUGUUUACGAGGUUACCAUGAAUUACCAUGAAUUGCUUACAAGGUUUAAUGUUUGAUAUGUUACAUUAAAUAAUUCUGUAAUGACUUGGAAAAAAUGAUGGCAUCCAUUUUUAUCGCCAGUAAAAAACUGCUAGCCAGAUGAUAACACAUUAGUGCAGGAAAUGAAGAAAUUGAUUAAAAUGCUGGAAGUGAAUGCUGCAAUUAAACAAUUAACUAUGCAAAUGUUCAAAAGCUGUGUGCAUAUACAGUGGGGAAAAAAAGUAUUUAGUCAGCCACCAAUUGUGCAAGUUCUCCCACUUAAAAAGAUGAGAGAGGCCUGUAAUUUCCAUCAUAGGUACACGUAAACUAUGACAGACAAAAUGAGAAAAAUAAAUCCAGAAAAUCACAUUGUAGGAUUUUUAUGAAUUUAUUUUCAAAUUAUGGUGGAAAAUAAGUAUUUGGCCAAGCCAAACAGGAAAUGCCAGGGGAAGUAGUCAUUUUGCAGAUGAUUCUAAACACUGUGAUUAUGCACCCUGUAUCCGAGGCAACCUGGAGCCAGGGAGAAGCAGUGUAACAGACUCACCUCUGUCAUUCUAUUCACACUACUCUGCCACUACUUUACACACUCUUGUAAACAGCACUUUCCUGUAGCUUAUUGAUUACAUAAAAUGUAGAGUUUCCUAGGUUCUAGGCAGUAUUCCAUCCCAGGGGCCCGUUUUAAUGACGUUCACUCAGAGAUGUCAUUUAAGGACGUUUUCUGGGAAAUGUUAAGUGCUGCUCUCUAUAUCACUCACUCACUCAUUCCCUGCUGAUGAAUAGUAGUAUUUAUUAGGAUCCCCAAUGAACUGCUGCUCCUGGGGUCCAAACAGGAUUCAAAACACAACAAAUAAAAUACACAAUAUACAUAACACUACAAUUACAUUACAAUUUAGCAGACGCUCCCAUCCAGAGCGACCCACAGCCAGUGCAUUCAUCUCAAGAUAGCCAAGUGAGACAACCAUAUAUCGCAGUCGUAACUCAACCACGUAUCACAUAUAAUACAAUGCAAAAAUGAAAUACAAAAUACAUAAAAAUGUCUGUCUCUCUUCACAGUCCCCGUCGUGCCGUAAGGUGUUAUUUUAUCUGUUGUUUGAAUCUGGUUGUAUUUCUAGCUUGAGUUACCUAGGGUGGCAGAGAGUUCCAUGUAGUCAUGGCUCUAUUUAAUACUGUGCGUAUCCCAGCCUCUGUUCUGGACCUGGAUAUUAUGAAGAGACCUCUGGUUGCAGGUCUAGUGUGGCACCGAUGAGUGUCCGAACUGUGUGCCAACUGCUUGAACAGACAGUUCGGUACCUUCAACAAAUCAACACCAGUGGUGCUGAUCUCUGAGUUCCUGUCUGAGCUCAUUACCCAAAGCUGUUAUAUCCUCCAUGUUGGCACCAGAUAUUCCACAACAAUUACAUUCCAAUAGGCAUUACAAGUAGAAUAAAAUAUAAAGGAACCAUUGAUGCACACAUGGAAAACACUAACUCUCAAACCGGGUUUGAUAAUGAAUGCCGAAUUCUAUAUGGCACUACCAAGCCCCUUCGGUCCUUUCAGGAAGUAGCGUCAAAACAGCUAACCUUAACUGCUUGUUUAGGAAGAUGAAUCUCUGUGUGGUUCUUCAAAUCAGAGAGAUUCUAGGGUUGUCACUAGUUACCACAAAGUCAAAAUUGGCUAUAUCAUAAAAAUUCAGAAACAAAAAUGUGCUUUUUAAUCUUAAUUUAAGGUUAGGCAUAAGGUUAGCAGUGUGGUUAAGGUUAGGGUUAAGUUUAAAAUCAGAUUUUAAGAAGAUACAUCUUAGAAAUAGGUGGUGUUUGGCCAUAAUUUUGACUUUGUGGCUGUGGUAACUAGUGAAGACCGAUUCUAAAACUCCUUGGUGCCAAACUAUCUCUUUCACAUUCCGGGACCUGAAUGUCUGUGUGAUCCUUGUAUUCUUCAAGCCUUAGCAUGUGUACAUGCAUCACAGCUUUGUCCUUGUUAAGGUUACUGCAGGUUAUCUUAAACUUGGGAGUUUCUGAGGAUAAAUGAGGACCGAUGGCAGAGGGAGAGGGUAGGGAUGAUUGAGGAAAGUUAGAACCUGACAACUCUGUCGGUUGUCUUCAUGAUGACAGUCCUAAAUUGCCGAUCCAGAUCCAGCAGAGGUAGUAGGCAGCUAGUGUAGUCCAUUUGUUGACAUAGGUGGGUUUCCAAGACACAGAUGGGUUUCCAGAUCAGUCAACGCUUAUCAAUGUUGCCUUCUGGAGUACUAAACUCAACACGACUCUCUCUCCUUGAUCAGAUCCGUUUUUUUGAUGUUGUUUCUUUGCGUUUUUAGUUCAAAUGAUGUUUAUUUUUGUUGAUUUGGGAUUUGUGGCAGCUAGUGUAGUCCAUUUGUUGAUUGAGCCAGUGUCCUUUGUGCUGUGUUUUUCAUUCUGCUGCUUUGGUCUGAAUACAUUGUGGCAAGACACAGGUGGGUUUCCAGAUCAGUCAACUCUGUGUGUUUCAUCUUUGGGUCUAAGGCUGGCUUCUCUUUGAUGUGCCUCCUACACACUUAGCGAAAUUGCAACAUUUAUUGUAAUUUCUCAGACUGCUGUUGACAGGAGUUUUGUGCACGCUUGUAUAGCCUAGGCGUGUUUGUGUGCGUGUAUGUGCGCGUGUGCAUGCAUGUGUGUAUACACGCUUAUGCCACAACCGCGGCUAAAUAUUCAAGCUGUUCGAACAAGAGGAGGUGUGAAUCCAUUUCUGAUGGCUUGGUGUCCAAAUCCUCACUGGGACACAAUAAUACCAGCUCGACCAUGAUUGAAUCAGGCCCUGUCUAAUGUAGGACAGCUAAAAAAGACACUCUGAGCUGUGCUCCAGUGAUAUUUGCAGUGCAAGACGUGCGUGUUUGUGGAGGAAGGUGUGAAAGUGUCAGCCAUUUCAGAGCAUGAUGAAUAGGGAUGAACACCUGCUGAUGGCUUCUGUAGUCAGUCUCCCCUGUGUUCUACUGUCAGCACUUCACUAGCCACCCUGUCUUUUCUCUCUCUCUCUUUAUGUCUCUCUCUUUCUCUCACUCUCUUCCCAACUCUCUCUCUCUCUGUCUCUCUCUCUGUGGAGCCAGUCUCCUCUACGACAACCUAAUCACAGAGACACUGGCGUUCACAACAGAACAUACGUCUAAUUUUGAACCCACACCUCCUUUUACAGCGUUAAAACAUUACAGUCCCUUGAUACCAGUGUGGGUAUAGGCAGGUAUAUUUCUCUGAAGCGGAGAAUCACUCCAAUAUAAAUCAGCUCCCUGAUCAAAUGAAGCAGUGCAGCAGACAGACUGACACAAACCCCACUCCUGCUUAUCAAUGUUGCCUUCUGGAGUACUAAACUCAACAUGACUCUCUCUCCUUGAUCAGAUCCGUUUUUUUUGUUGUUUCUUUGCGUUUUUAUUGCAACUUAUGUUUAUUUUUGUUCAUUUGGGUUAUUUUGUCUGUGCAGUCUGCGCCGGAAGGCGUUUCUCAGAAGCUGAAAUGUAAACAGAACGGGGGCGAGAUGUCAACACGUUCCCCUUGUAGCCCAGGGGACCUGGCUGUGUGUUUUAUUUAAAUAUUUUUGUAUUUAACCUUUAUUUGCUAGGUACCAUAUUGAGUGGGGGCAUGUGGAGAUGAGAGGGGUGUGUGUGAGAGGGGUGUGUGUGUUCUCCUUGUGCGUCACUCUGAAGGCUUCCUGGAUGAUUUGUAUGCUUUGGUAAUCACAAUCAAAUCCGCGUUUCGGAUUUGUAUACAUGAGCCUCUAUCUUUGAGCCGAUAAGAAAACAGGUAGGCUGUCUAGACUGUGAUUGCACAGAGCAAUUGAUGUGUGCGUGUGCGUGUGUGUGUGACAAAAUCCUUAUCGUUAUCCCCUGUUGUUUUCCAGCCACCAGACUCAGACUACCUGCUGGGACAAUCCAAAGAUGACAGAGCUUUACCAAUCGCUUGGUAUGGAACACAUGGACAACCAGACAUGCAUGCACACACACAGACUCCACUCCACUCAUGUAAUCACAAAAAAAUCACAUUCACUCCACACACAUUUUACACCACACAGUAGCUGCAAAGUUCUCUCUCUCUCGCGUUUUCUUUCUCCCUCUCUCUCUCGCUCUCUCUCUCACACACACACACACACACACACACACACACACACACAUGCACACACUUUCACAACCCACUCACACUGACUGUAAACAUCCAUAUUUAUGUAGUCAUCCUAUUGCGGUGGCGAGUGUUACUGUUCUUUAAUGAGCAGAUGGAUCAGUAAUUUUUUACAUUUACAUUUUAGUCAUUUAGCAGACUCUCUUAUCCAGAGUGACUUACAGUUAGUGAGUGCAUACAUUUUCAUACAGUAAUAAGCUGUGAAACUCUGGGACCAUUUCCUGAAGGCCAACACUCAACAAAUAGGACUCCACUCCUCCGAGAGAGGACUCAUUAACCCAAUUACCAGUCAUUUCCAGCCAUCCCUGUGUGACCAUAUAUAAAUGACAAUACAGCACAUAUUUUCAAUAGGUUUCCAGUUUGACAUCAUUAUUUCAUGUCUCCCCACCUUUCCAGUUAUUUUAUGCCCGUGUGUCAGACUGCUAUUAUACAUUCUGUAUGAUGUAUUUCCUCCCUCUGUUCUCUCUCUUUCUAUCUUUCUUUCUCUCUCUUUUAGCCGACCUGAACAACGUGAGAUUUUCCGCUUACAGAACAGCCAUGAAGAUCCGCAGGCUACAGAAAGCACUAUGCUGUAAGUUUCCUUUUCUCUACACCCACACACACACCUCACCUAAAUGUCCUCAGGCUGCAGAGAUUCCUGUGCCAUCAGUAUCUUCUCCCUCCUCACCUAUUCACAACAUAGUCCAGGUGCAAGGCAUCAGAUGCCUUAAUGACCUGAUCUACUGCCAAACAUUUUGGCUCUAGUCUGACAUGGAGGGGCUUAUUUAGAAAUAUGUCCAUCCCACUUUGCAGGUGUGUGCGUGUGUGUGCAGGUAUGUGAUUGAGUUUGUGUGUACCUGUAUGUGUGAACAUCAUUUUGUUUAGCUGAGAAUCCACCUGUGCCGCUGUCUGUUUCAUUCCGAAAGGGAACAAAUUGUCUUCUACAAUAACCAGCUGGCUAUAGCUAUCAUUGUGUUAGUUAUUCCCUGUUGGCUUCUGAGAGUGUGUGGAGAAAUAUGAUCACCUGAUCCUCUGGGUACUGUCUGUACCUUGCUGCUGGGACUGGACCAGGCUCUCUACCAUAAUUACCGAGGUGUUUUAUUUAUUAUUAGUUAUUACUCUGGCUUAAUGUGUGCUCUGAAACAGAGAGUGAGUGAGUGAGGGUGGAAGGGAGGGGAAGGAGGGCGAGAGAGGGAGGAGAGAGAGAGGGAAUGAGUCAGUAUAUUUUCCUCAAACCCCUUCCCGUUAGCAGGUGUUUUGUUUUCCCUCCAUGGACCCCAACUGUGAGACGUGUGUGUUUGUGUGUGUGUGUCUCGUACACACUCACACAGCAAGAUUCCCCUUAAACAGCUAAUUAGGUUAACUCUGAGCCGUGGGCUGCAGUAGCUGUAACAUAAAUUUGUUGGCCUGCCACCCUGGUGUCACACCAAUGUAUACAGCCACCUCAUAUCCUGUAUAUGGCCCAUGUUGUGACAUUCCAGCCAUCUGUAAUUUUCUGUGGCAGUUUCCAGUGUUCUUCACCAUUUUAUAAUGGCCUUUGUUGUAAUUGAGUGGUCUUAGUAAACAACUUUGGGAAAUUCAUCUCCCUCCCUCCCUCCCUCCCUCCCUCCAGUGGACCUGUUGGACCUGAACGUGGCCCAGAGCACCUUCGAACAGCACAAGCUUACCCAGAAUGCCCAGCUGCUGACGGUGCCUGACGUGAUCAACUGUCUGACGUCCAUCUAUGACGGGCUGGAGCAGCAGCACAAGGACCUGGUCAACGUUCCGCUGUGUGUCGACACGUGUCUCAACUGGCUGCUCAAUGUCUACGACACGUACGGCGACACACGCAUUAUACCCAUGUAUUAAAAACACGCACAGCUUGUAGAAUUUGUAUUUCUUUUAUUUUCUCUUCCUGUGUAUGUGUGUUCCCUCCCUCUGUAGCGGACGCAGUGGGAAGAUUCGUGUCCUGUCCAUGAAGAUAGGAUUGCUCUCGCUCUCCAAGGGCCAUCUGGAGGAGAAAUACAAGUGUAAGUACCACCCCAUCGCACAAAACCCCUUUUUACACACAUAACACACACAGAAACACUCAAACACACACGCACACACACACACACACAAAGUGAAGUCAUACAACUUUAUCACACACUUUGACACACACACACGCUGAUGUGAAUUGAGAGCAGCCCCGUGGUGAGCGUUGUAGUGUUCUCCGUGCCAUCGUAUCCCAUAAUGCCCUCUGCCAGGCUGUAAUCCCAGCUCAGUUACCCAGGGUGAUGAACGGCUGGACCCGUGGCAGAGGACGCCAGUGAAUGGCCCGUCUAGAUUAGAUGAGAGACCUCCCACUAGUUUUGUAUUUUUGUAUAUUUUUUUUUGCAGGGGGAUUGUGGCUGGUGCACUGGGGGAGUGUGCUCUGUCGUUUCUGAAAACAUUCAGUCCAUCCUCACUUUGCUCUCGCUUUUGUGUCCUCUUGUUUUCUCCUUCAGAGUAGAAAUAUUAAGUAAGCCUGGGGCUCAUGUGAUUUUGAGGUCGUUGACAAUGUCCAACGUAGUGACUAUGAAGGCUUAUGAAGCUGAUACGCAUGGCUGCUCAUGGAUAAGAAUGCCCAGCACAGGACGUGCAAAAAUGAAGAAGAGACAUAGUUACUUAACCUAAUGCAAGCUGACAUCAAGACUGGUUUGUGCAUAUGCAGACACACACAGAAUGGUAGAAGUGGCAUUACCAUUCCACAUAAGGAGAGCUGACAUCAAGGCAGAGUCUCACACAGAGAUCAAAGACAUGACCAGGCAGAACAGAUAGAUAGUAGAGCCAUAUCUCUCCAUCCUUUUAUUGCCCCCUUUAGCCAGUAGAAGGGGGAGUCCCUCUCUUCGCGACGUGUGGUUCGGGGGUGGUCUCUAUGUGAUGUCGGAUCUGGCUCGAGCGCCAGGAGCGCGGAGAACGAGAGAAGAGAGAGCGAGCCGGGGGAGGGAGAACAUGAAGCAGCGAGAGCAAAGGCAGCCAGCGCGAGCGGGGGGGCGCGAGAGAGAGGGAGGGAGAGAGAAAGACGAGAAAGAGAAGAGGAGCGGGGGGAGGAGCGAGAGAAGAUAGAGAGGGCAGAGAGAGGGAGUGAGAGCGAGGGGAGCGAGGGAGAGGAGAGAGAGGGAGGGAGAGCGGGAAGGCGAGAGCGAGCGGAAGGAGGGAGAGAGAGGAGAGAGAGGGUUCUCUCUCUCUCUCUCUUCUAUCACGCUCGAAAACUAAGAGCGCGAGCGAGAGAUGCUCGAUCUCUUGUCUUUCUUUCAAGAUGCCACACUCCUACUUUCUCUUUCUGUCUUUCAUCUCUUCCUCCUCCUCUUCUCUUUCUCUUUCUCUUCUCUUUCUUUUCUCUCUCUCGCUCUCUCUCUUCUCUUUCUCUUCUCUCUCAUCUCCUCCUCUAUCUCUCUCUCUCUCUCUCUUAUCUACUAUCUCUCCUCGCCGAUAUCGCGCCUAGCUCGCUCUCUUUUCCUUCUUUGUCCAAUCUGUGAGUUAACAAGGCAGACAGAGCUCUGACAAGAAUCAACUGAGCUCUUGCAUUCAAUUUUGUUUUGUUUUACGACUUAAACAAAAAAACAUUGUGUGUGUACGUCUAGACCUCUAUAAUCCUUUUUAACAAUUGGUAGAUGCCCCUUCCUCUCCCCUCAGAGCAGGGGUUGUUGGGUAAUUGACUGCUUUCCUGUGAUAGUGAGGCGGAGAUGAGCAUUUAGAGAGAGAGAAAGACUGAUUAUUUUGGGUUGGGCUCAGCUCACCAGGACUCUUCUACUGUACCUCCUCCUUCCCGAGCUCUUAGUGACGACUACCCACAUAAAGCUAUUAAUACACACGCUGACAAAACACACUGACUCACACUCACACAACACACUCACACUGAUAAAGAGUGACAGUAGAGUCUUGGAUGAGAAACUGUGUUUGUGUAGUCUCGUAGCUCAAUCUCUUUCUUUCUUUCUUUCUUUCUUUCUUUCUUUCUUUCUUUCUUUCUUUCUUUCUUUCUUUCUUUCUUUCUUUCUUUCUUUCUUUCUUUCUUUCUUUCUUUCUUUCUUUCUUUCUUUCUUUCUUUCUUUCUUUCUACCAGACCUGUUCAGUCAAGUGGCAUCAUCAGGGGAUACGUGUGACCAGAGACAGCUGGGUCUGCUGCUCCACGACGCUAUCCAGAUACCACGGCAACUAGGAGAGGUUGCCGCCUUCGGAGGGAGCAACAUCGAGCCCAGUGUCCAGAGCUGCUUCCAACACGUAUGUAUACACGUACACCCACACGCAUGCAUGCACACACACACACAUGGAUUCACGCAGUCACACGCGCACACACACAAAACACAUACACAUGACUCAUGAAAGUACAACUAUAAACGUUAACAUGGUUGGCCUGUCCUGUAAUGUUUUACUGCUGCCAUCCAAGCACUUUCCCUGUGUCUAUGUCUGGCCACCGCUCCUGUUUAA
Molecule: messenger RNA, 9706 nt
Organism: Coregonus sp. 'balchen'
Lineage: Eukaryota; Metazoa; Chordata; Actinopteri; Salmoniformes; Salmonidae
Source: the annotation of a GenBank genome assembly